CCACGCGGCGGCUCCACGCGCCCCUGCCCCGACCCCAGGUUCCCCUCCUCGCCUCCCCAACCACCUCGGCGACGCUCCACUCCGCUCCCGUCCCCUCCAGCCCGCCUAGUGCUCCCGUGCCCCGUCACAGAAUCCCGCAGAUUCCCCUGAACCCGGCGAGGGCGAGCAGAGCAAGCCCCGCCAUGGCCGCGGCGAUCCUCCGCCGCCUCAGCCCGGCCGCCGCCCAGCGCGCGCCCCCUCGGCUCCUGCCGCCGACGCUCGCCCGCGGGGUCUCCGACUCCACGGAGCCGCUCACCGUGGAGACCUCGGUCCCCUUUACGUCCCACAUCGUGGACCCGCCGUCGCGCGACGUAUCCACCACGCCGCGCGAGCUGGCCGCCGCCUUCCGCGACAUGGCGUUGAUGCGGCGCGCGGAGAUCGCGGCCGACUCGCUCUACAAGGCGAAGCUCAUCCGGGGCUUCUGCCACCUCUACGACGGCCAGGAGGCGGUCGCCGUGGGCAUGGAGGCCGCCAUCACCCGCCGCGACGCCAUCAUCACCGCCUACCGCGACCACUGCCUCUACCUCGCGCGCGGGGGCGACCUCGUCGCCGCCUUCGCUGAGCUCAUGGGCCGCGUCGACGGCUGCUCCAGGGGCAAGGGCGGCUCCAUGCACUUCUACAAGAAGGACGCCAACUUCUACGGCGGGCACGGCAUCGUCGGCGCGCAGGUGCCCCUCGGCUGCGGCCUCGCCUUCGCGCAGCGGUACCGGAAGGAGGGCACCGUCACCUUCGACCUCUACGGCGACGGCGCCGCCAACCAGGGCCAGCUCUUCGAGGCGCUCAACAUGGCCGCGCUCUGGAAGCUGCCCGUCAUACUCGUCUGCGAGAACAACCACUAUGGGAUGGGGACGGCAGAGUGGAAGGCCUCCAAGAGCCCCGCGUACUACAAGCGCGGGGAUUAUGUGCCCGGAUUGAAGGUUGAUGGGAUGGAUUUUCUUGCGGUGAAGCAGGCUUGUAAAUUUGCCAAAGAACAUGUUCUUGAAAAUGGACCUAUUAUUCUUGAGAUGGACACAUACAGAUACCAUGGUCAUUCUAUGUCAGAUCCAGGCAGCACUUACCGUACUAGAGAUGAGAUUGCAGGAAUAAGACAGGAGCGUGAUCCAAUUGAGCGGGUCAGAAAGCUAUUAUUGACCCAUGACUUGGCAACAGCCCAGGAGCUCAAGGACAUGGAGAAGGAAAUCAGGAAGGAAGUUGACACUGCAAUUGCCAAAGCAAAGGAAAGCCCAAUGCCUGAUACGUCCGAGCUGUUCAAGAAUGUAUAUGUCAAUGACUGUGGUCUGGAGUCUUUUGGGGUGGACAGGAAGGUGGUGAGAACUGUUCUUCCAUAGGCUGCCAAACGAGAAGCUUGGCUCUGUCAGACUGUUCGCCUGCUGUAUGAUACGUGCUGGGGAGACAUAAUAGAGACCAAGGAAUCCGUAGUUAGCUGUAUUGUGGACGUUUCUGUCCCUAAAUAAGUCUGUAUAUAGAGACGCAUGAGCAUUCGGAUUCUGUACCGCAUUGCACUAGUCAUUUCCCAGUUUGUUGUGGACCUCAAUUGGGCUAUGCAGCUUAAUUUUUGGUGUCGUCUGCUUAAGGCAUUCUGUCGAUUAACAGAUCAUGAAAAUCUGAUGAUCGAUGACGAAAUGAGUUACUUUGCAAGAUGCAGUUGAUUUGUACUACCUUCAUUCCAAAAUAAUUGAAUAAUUGAAAUUCUCGAUUUGUCUCAA
This is a messenger RNA of Triticum aestivum (bread wheat), 1745 nucleotides long. RefSeq names its product pyruvate dehydrogenase E1 component subunit alpha-2, mitochondrial. Gene Ontology annotation, biological process: pyruvate decarboxylation to acetyl-CoA. The coding region runs from base 183 to 1367 and encodes 394 amino acids. NCBI's taxonomy places the organism in Eukaryota, Viridiplantae, Streptophyta, Magnoliopsida, Poales, Poaceae. Gene Ontology annotation, cellular component: intracellular membrane-bounded organelle. The record is from RefSeq and is a predicted model, not a curated record. Gene Ontology annotation, molecular function: pyruvate dehydrogenase (acetyl-transferring) activity. The transcript has 8 exons.